AACUCACUGGGGCAGCGAAGUUUUUCGCUCGAUAGCAGAGAACGUAAAAUCCUUAAUCCUCUCUUUCUCAUAUGUUAUUUCGCUCCAAUAUUUGUUAUUAGCCUGUUCAAGGGUUUUUGAUAAGAGCAUUUGGGAAUAUAGGGUUUUCAUUCGCCAAGGAUUGCAUGCACUAUAGCAUGGAGCCUACAGCUGAAGCAAAGUAUGCUGCAUUUGAAGAAAAAGUGAAGCGGACAAUUUUUGUUGACAACCUCUCACCACAAGUUACUGAACCUGUCUUAAAAAAGGCUUUAGAUCAGUUUGGAACUGUUGAGAGUGUAAGCUUUAUUCCAAACUACUUGGAAGCUGGGAACAUCCCUUGUUGUGCUUUGGUAGAGAUGGAGAAUGCUGAGAAAGCCAAAAAAGUUAUCUCAUCAAUAACCCAAUUUCCUUUCAUGAUGGCUGGGAUGCCAAGACCUGUGAGGGGCCGUCUUGCUGAAGCUGAGAUGUUUGAUGAUCGCCCAGUGAAGCCUGGUAGAAAGAUACAUUGCCGUUGGUUAGACCCAAGUGACCCUGAUUUUGAGGUGGCAAAGAAACUGAAGUACCUUACCCAAAAGCAUGCUGCUGAAGCUUCUUUCUUGCUCAAGCAACAACUGAACAGAGAAGAGAAGCUACAUAAUCAACAGGUGGAGACCCUAAAAGCAAAUUUUAAGAAGUAUGAGAUGAUAAUAGGUGUCUUGAGUGAUAAAACUGCCCAAAAUUUGGCGGAUCAUUAUGGCAUGAGAAUUUCAGAUGAUUCGUAGGUUCUGUUUUCUCUUGCUUGUUUCAGUGACGAACAACAGAGCUUGUAGGUAUGUAAAUGUAAACUUCUUUGUAGCAUGUUAAGAACGUCGUAUUUAAUUAUUUUCAAAGUUGUUCAUGAUUGAAUCCAAUCUAAUUGGUUGGACCAUUAAGUUUGGCAAAAUUGGACAAUUUAAUAGAAUUAUAUCUUCAUAAUUUUGAUGAAA
Messenger RNA from Hevea brasiliensis (rubber tree), 983 nucleotides. RefSeq lists its product as uncharacterized. Gene Ontology annotation, molecular function: RNA binding. The transcript has 3 exons. The coding region runs from base 165 to 779 and encodes 204 amino acids. NCBI's taxonomy places the organism in Eukaryota, Viridiplantae, Streptophyta, Magnoliopsida, Malpighiales, Euphorbiaceae. The record is from RefSeq and is a predicted model, not a curated record.